Messenger RNA from Aspergillus fijiensis CBS 313.89, 568 nucleotides. RefSeq lists its product as uncharacterized. The record is from RefSeq and is a predicted model, not a curated record. NCBI's taxonomy places the organism in Eukaryota, Fungi, Ascomycota, Eurotiomycetes, Eurotiales, Aspergillaceae. The coding region runs from base 80 to 406 and encodes 108 amino acids. The transcript has a single exon.
GGACAAAGCAAGGAUGGAGUAAUUACAGUAGUUACAGUAGUUGGUGGGAGAAGAUGCUGCAGUGGUAAUUAAUGAGUUAAUGAAAGGGUUGCCGCCUUUUUUUUUUCCCAGCCAGACGGCGGGGUUUCCUUCCCUUGGGGCGAAACCACACUGCAGACUAAUCCUCCCUGUUGCUGCUGCUGCUGCUAUUGCUACUACUACUACUCUUACUCCUACUCCUACUACCAAAUUACUCCUACUACUUACUCCUACUACUACUCUCUCCCUCCCGUCUCUCCCUCUCCCCGUCCUUCCCUCUCCCACUCCCGCAUUUACUUCUUUCUGCCUCUGCGCAUCUCCUCCCUCCCCCUCCCCCCUCCUCCCCUCCCCUUUUCUUUUUCAUCAUGGAGUGGCAACCGCAGGAUGAGCCAUUGGGCCAGUUGGCCUGCUGUCUCAGGGAUUCUUUGAACGGUUUCGAUCGCUCGGCUCAAAAACAGGCCGAACAGGUGUGUGCUUCUUUUCCCCCUCCCCCUCCCACUCUCGCAUCUGCGAAUUUCUGUCUGCCCGCUUCGACUGUUUCUCUUUCUUU